UUUAAAUGCAGUUUUUGGUUAAUUAUAAUUUCUUUUAACCUUUAAUUAAAUUUAAUUUCAAAAAUAAAAUAAAAUUUAAAAAUAUAUUUGACAGGUUGAUAUUGCAACUGCAGUUGACGAAAAUCAAACUGCAAAUCUAUUGAAAAAAUCUCGUGAAAAGCCAUCGCAGGAAUUAUCCCAAAAAAAAGUCGGCGUACUUGAAAGUCAACUAAAUAGUUUGAUCAUGGCACGUGAAUCAGGCCUAGAAUCAGACGACACGAAUGAAAAGAUCAAAGUUACGAAGAAAGCUUUAAUAGAAGAGAAAAAAGUUUUAAAGCGGAAACAAAAUGAUGCUGAACGUCAACAAAAAUUGCGCGAUUCCAAAAAACAGAAAAUGGCCGAGUUAUUAGAGGAACAUCCUGAAUUGGCAGGGAAGUUAAAAAUUCGCGAUAAAAUAGGAAAACCAAGAGUCGAAGAUAAUCAAGCUGAUCUUCUUAAGACAAUAACUGACAUUGCCAUAUUUGGAGGAGCCGCAGAUGACAGACGUCGAUCUGAAAAAAUUCGCAGUUGUCGUACAUUAUACGAUCUUCACGCCGAAAUGCAAAAACUAGGAUAUCAAAUAAGUCGCUCUGCGUUGUAUAUGAGACUUCUUCCAAAACGCUCAACAACGAUUGAAGGAAAACGCCAUGUUGUGACUGUUCCGGUGAAGCUUUCCAGACCUGAAGCGGAUCAUCAUGCAAAUGAUGUUGAUGGCAAAUUUUGCACAGCAACCAUGCGAUCUUUAGAGUCCUUGGCAUCAGUGCUCGGUCCAGAUCAGGUGUUCUUUCUAUCACAGGACGACAAAGCUAGAGUGCCAUUGGGAAUCACUGCUGCUAAAAAGCAGGCUCCCAUUCUCAUGCACGUCGAUUACCAAGUUCGUUUACCCGACCAUGAUUUUGUUGUUGCUGAACGUCACAAAUUUAUUCCUUCAGUGUACGCCUGCAUUGACAUUGCUAGAGAUGGAGAAGGGCAAAGCUCAGAUGUUUCAUACUCGGGACCCACCUACAUCGCAAUUCGCAGUGGAAAGCACUGUUCAUCCAAUGCCAAAACGCAUGCUGCAGAUUUGGACAGACUUAUCGAAAUUCCAACUUUCCAAAAAUUUGCAAAAACUGAGGAUGAUUCAGUAAAGCCGAUUUUUAUUGUAACCUGCGACGGUGGCUCAGAUGAAAACCCUCGUUACCCUCGAGUCAUCGCUGAAGCCAUUAAACAUUUUUUAAAGUUCAAUUUGGAUGCCUAUUAUAUUGCCACUAAUGCUCCGGGACGUAGUGCAUAUAAUAGAGUAGAGCGACGCAUGGCACCACUGAGCAAGGAGCUCACUGGUUUAAUUUUAUGUCAUGAACAUUUUGGGUCCCACCUUAACUCAAAGAAUGAGACAGUUGACGAAGAAUUGGAAAAACGAAAUUUUGAGCACGCAGGGCGUGUUUUGGCUGAAGUCUGGAAUUCUAUUGAAAUAGAUAAUUUUCCCGUCGAGGCGGAAUACAUCGGCCCGGAAGAAUAUCCAGCUUCAACUUUGCCUGUAAAUGAAAAAUGGUAUUCAACGCAUGUUCGCGAAUCUCAAUACCUCUUGCAAAUCGUGAAAUGCAACGAUGAGAAAUGCUGUAGUCCUCGACGAUCAAGUCUCUGGAACAUUCUGCCUGACGGUUUUUUGCCGCCUCCAGUGCUUGUUAAGCAAACCCCUAAUGGAUAUAUUACUGUAAAAAAUACGGACAACGAAGGCAAAUUUUGUCCUCUUCUUCUGCGUAUGGCUCUUCAACUUCAACCUCAAACUGAAGAAUUUGCAAUUUUACCGUAUGACUACUACUGUCCCAGUCUACAGUUUUCGCUCGAAUCAAGGUAAUUAAAAAAAUUAUAUUUUGUAAUUGUUAAUUUAAUUUAUUAUUCUAUAUUAUUAUUGUUUAUUCAACAGGGUUUGCAAUGUUUGUGGGAUUUA
Molecule: messenger RNA, 1948 nt
Organism: Leptopilina boulardi
Lineage: Eukaryota; Metazoa; Arthropoda; Insecta; Hymenoptera; Figitidae
Exons: 2
Coding region: 224-1855 (543 amino acids)
Source: RefSeq, a predicted model, not a curated record